This is a messenger RNA of Oryzias latipes (Japanese medaka), 2404 nucleotides long. RefSeq names its product somatostatin receptor type 5. Lineage: Eukaryota; Metazoa; Chordata; Actinopteri; Beloniformes; Adrianichthyidae. The record is from RefSeq and is a predicted model, not a curated record. Gene Ontology annotation, biological process: cellular response to glucocorticoid stimulus; neuropeptide signaling pathway; regulation of insulin secretion. Gene Ontology annotation, molecular function: somatostatin receptor activity; neuropeptide binding. Gene Ontology annotation, cellular component: plasma membrane; neuron projection.
UUGAUACCAUCAUGGGUGGGACUUUCACAUUUGACGGCUGGAUGACGUCUUCCUGCAGAUAUAUGCUCCGGUUUUGCGGCGCUUCUGCUUCAUUCCUGGGUACUUGUCCCGAGCGCGCACAGGUUCCUCCAGGCGCACCACGAGGCUGAACUUUGAUGAGAUGGCCACCUGUUGAUCAUGUCUGAAUGGAAAUUUCAGCGCGCUGAUUUGAGAAAAAUAACCCAAAAUGAAAGACUAAGCGCUAAGUGGUGUAUUUUUGGAAGAACUGGGGACCAGAACCGAUCGGAACCGGGAAGGAGGACUUUUGCAGAAUUGGACCAAUAGCAGGAAAGACGCGCAUCACGUCCGUGGAGAGCGCAGAGACACACAGAAGCAACCCUAUCAUUUGAACUCUGCCCGCCCAGCCUCAGGAUGAAUCACCACAACUGGAAUGAGACAUUAUUUUCCUCAAGUGGCCCUGUGGACACAAUAACCAAUUUCACAAAUGAAACCGAUCCCAUGCCCAUCAACAAGACAGCUGCAAUCACCUACCCUAUCGUGUUCAUUGUGGGUUUCUUGGGUAACACACUUGCCAUCUAUGUAGUGGGACGCUACGGCAAGUUAAACAACGUAACCAACAUCUACAUCAUCAAUUUAGCCAUCGCAGACGAACUCUAUGUCCUGGGAAUCCCCUUCAUUCUGACCAACAACGUUUUUUCGUAUUGGCCAUUUGGAGAUUUUUUUUGUAAGAUGUUUAUGACUACUGACGCCAUGUGCCAGUUUGCCUCCACUUUUUGCCUGACUUUGAUGAGCAUCGACCGCUUCAUGGCUGUGGUUUAUCCAAUGCGAAGUGCUAAGUGGCGGACGCCUCCGAAGGCUAAGAUCUUCAGUGGCAUAGUAUGGAUUAUGUCCUUUCUGACGGUGUUGCCAGUCACCAUCUACUCGCAUGUGCAGGACAACAUCAAGACUUGCAAUUUGAGCUGGCCUGAACCACAUGGAUCAUGGUCCAUGGUCUUCAUCCUUUACACCUCUAUUCUGGGUUUCUUUUCCCCUCUUAUUAUUAUCUCUCUUUGCUACCUGCUCAUUGUUAUUAAGGUGAAGUCUGCCAGUGUGCGUGCGGGACUGACUAAGCGCAGACGGUCAGAGCGUAAAGUGACCCGCAUGGUGGUGAUCAUCGUCUUUGUCUUCGUACUGUGCUGGCUGCCCUUCUUCACCGCCAACAUUGUCAACCUAUUUUACGUGAUCCCGGAGAAUGAAACAACAGCAGCCAUCUACUUCUCCCUGGUCAUCCUCACGUACGUCAACUCCUGCGCCAACCCCUUUCUCUAUGGGUUCCUCUCUGAGAACUUUGAGAAGAACAUGAAGGAAGCACUGAAAUGCGGGAAGCUGAAUAAUGCUGCGAGCCCAAAAAGUGGUCGACAGAAUGCUGCCAAGGUUGUUUGUCUGGAAUUGUUUCAGCAGUUAGUCCAGAUGAAGGUCUGCAGGAGCUCUGACCGACAGCCCAUCACCUCCAAACCCGCUAUGAACGGCCAGUGAGGCCAGCUGAUCAGAAACGUACUCGUCUGCACCCAACAACCCAACAUGCAAUUCACCUGCAUGCCCCAUUGUUCUUAGUAUUUUCUGUUUUCUGCGGAUUUUACUCCCACUUCUCCUGUGUAAUUUGGGAGGACCAGAGAGAGAUGACUGAAAAGGAGCUGGAACUUUCUGUAUUUUCUGCUUCUUUUUUUUUUCACCACACCGAUCAUAGGGAGGAAAGAAUGUUUGUUUUCUCUCCUAAUUAAAAUUUCUGUUUAACAAAAUGCCAUUUCCUCUUUAAGGAGAAAAAAAGAGAGUUUCCCACCCAAAAACUGAAUCAACACUGUCAUUUUUUUAUGUUAAUGUGCAACUGUUACAGUGUUAUUGACCCUGUCAUGAAACACUCAGGCUUCGUCAUGUCUAUUUGCCAUGAGGGGAAAGGAAGAUUAAAAUAUUUCAUUUGGAACAAUGUUUAUUCCCCCACAUGAUAUUUUUUAUAUCAGAGUUUGACUGUUAGCUAUUAAUAUUUCAAAAUACUGUUUCUGGUUCUGGUUAUUGUGAAAGAGCUUUUGAUUUGUAAUGUAAAAAUGUUGUCAAGCAGCUGAAGCAAAAUGUUUUCUUAUAUCAGUUAUAACUUUUUAUUUCUCAUUUUUUAGUGGAUGAAUUACGUGUUUUGUUUUUUUUUACUUGAGCCCUCCAAGACAUUUUCUCACGAACAUUGUACUGACCUUGAACAUGUCUAAAAAACAAAGUGGGCAUUUAAAACCACUUUUCUUUUUUUUUUCUUUUUUUGCAACACUGUGAAAUGUGAAAUAAUAGGUCAUUCUAAGUUUUAUGCAUCAAAUAAGCGACAUUAAACCAAACAUAAAUGUAUUGUUGUGAAUGUAAAUAAAGUAUUUGCUGUAGGUGC